This is a messenger RNA of Angiostrongylus costaricensis, 1467 nucleotides long. The record is from the annotation of a GenBank genome assembly. Lineage: Eukaryota; Metazoa; Nematoda; Chromadorea; Rhabditida; Metastrongylidae.
AUGACUGUGGAUGACCAGCUCCCGCGUUCUGUGAAGCAAGAAGCCGUUCGUGUGGUUGUUAGAUGUCGACCUCUUUCUAAUGUGGAGAUCGGACAAGGUCAUCAGAGCAUCAUUUCCAUGUAUCCGGAUCGUGGGCUCGUUGAAUUGCGAAAUCCUAGGGAUCUUGAAGAACCGUCGAAGGAUUUCACGUUCGACGCGAUUUACAAUGAAAGCUCUAAGCAAAUGGAUCUUUAUGAUGAGACGUUUCGAGAUCUAGUCGAUUCUGUUUUAAAUGGCUUUAAUGGCACCAUAUUUGCCUAUGGUCAAACGGGUACGGGUAAAACAUACACUAUGGAAGGAGUUCCAUCGAUACCUGACGAACGAGGUGUUAUCUACAAUUGUUUCGAGCACAUUUUUCAACAUAUAGCCCGAUCUAGAAAUCAACAGUACCUUGUGCGAGCCAGUUAUUUGGAGAUAUACCAGGAGGAACUCCGAGAUCUCCUCAGUAAGGACGAUCGCGUUAAAUUAGAGCUAAAAGAAAAGCCAGAUAUCGGGGUCUACGUGAAGGAUUUAACCACAUUCGUCACUAAGUCAGUGGAGGAAAUCCAACGGGUUAUGGCAGUUGGAAACGCAAAUCGAUCUGUUGGACGAACCAAUAUGAACGAGCAUUCGAGUCGAUCGCACGCGAUUUUCAUAAUCACAGUCGAAUGCUGUGAGGUGGGUCCUGACGGGCAAAAUCACAUACGUGUUGGUCGCCUCAAUCUAGUUGACUUAGCCGGUAGUGAGAGGCAGGCGAAAACUGGCGCCACUGGCCAGAGAUUUAAGGAAGCAACAAAAAUCAACUUGUCGCUUUCGGCUCUUGGCAAUGUCAUCUCCGCUUUGGUUGACGGUAGAAGUACACAUAUACCAUAUCGUGACAGUAAAUUAACGCGGCUGCUUCAAGGUACGUUACGGUAUGCGAAUCGAGCUAAGAACAUAAAGAAUAAGCCGAAAAUUAACGAGGAUCCUAAAGAUGCGAUGUUGCGGGAGUUCCAGGAACGUCGUCGUAUUAUUGCUGAUCUAGAGGAGAGGCAACGGCAGUUGGAGCAAGAACAAGAGGCACAGCGGCAAGUAGCCGAAACUAUUGCUAAAAUGGAAAGUAAGCUACUAGGUGGCACUGAUCUCCUGGAUCACACGCGACAACAGGAGGCCGAACUGGAACAUCGUCGGCCCAUCCUCGCCAUAAUGAUUCCAUUUCAGAAACGCGAACGAGAGAUUCUUCAACAGCUGGAGAGGCAGGAGGAUGACACUGCAGAGAUUCAUCAAACAUACUCCAGCUUACAGCAAGAAGCCAGAAAUGAGCUUCAUGACGCAAGCCUCCUUCACUCGCAAGAGCGACAAGAUCUCGAAAGUUCCGUGACGGAGAUCAACAAAGAAUUGAAAUUGAAGUCAGUAAUCUCCUAUCAUUUUGUCAUCUAUUGCUAUCUUUCAGAAUUUUCGCCACGUUAA